Molecule: messenger RNA, 2919 nt
Organism: Sordaria macrospora k-hell
Lineage: Eukaryota; Fungi; Ascomycota; Sordariomycetes; Sordariales; Sordariaceae
Biological process (GO): protein import into nucleus
Cellular component (GO): cytoplasm
Molecular function (GO): small GTPase binding
Source: RefSeq, a predicted model, not a curated record
AUGGCUUCCAAUGGCGCCGUCGAUGGCUUCACCACCCCAAAUAUCCUGCAGGCCAUGCUGACGAUGCGGAGUGGUGACUCCACCAACAAGAAGGCCGCCAUGGACUACCUUCAAAAGUUUCAGAAGUCGAACGAAGCUUGGACUACCACAAUAUCGAUCUUGCAGGGCUCUCCCGAAGCCGAGGCGCAACUCUUCGCAGCAACGACACUGAAGGGCAAGAUUACCUACGACCUCGCAACCCAGAUACCCGAAAGCGAACAUGUUGCUUUGCGCAACCAGAUCCUAGUCCUCCUCAAGAAGUUCGCCAGCGGCCCCAAGCCCGUCCGAGUUCAACUAUGCGUGUGUCUGGCCAUCCUAGCCAUCCAGAUGCAGUCAUGGAAGGAUGUACUGCAAACCGUCGUUGCCGCCCUCGGAGAUGAUGUAUCCAGCCACGCCUGCAUCUUGGACUUCCUACGAGUACUCCCCGAAGAGGUCACGGAAGGCCGCAAAAUCACCUUGUCUGAAGAAGAGCUCAUCCAAAGAACAUCAGAACUGCUUGCCGACAACGCGAAUGAGGUUGUCGGACUUCUCAUAAACUAUGCACAGUCUUCCCCUGCUGCUGCUACAAACCCGCAACUAUUCGAGUGCAUUUCCUCGUGGCUUCGCGAAGUCCCGGUUAACGUGGUGGUCAACUCACCUCUUCUCGACGCUGUUAUCAACGGGCUUUCCAACGACAACUCCUUGCAGGCCGCUGCCGAAUGCUUCGGUAUUAUUUGCAGAGAGACCAGAGAUGUGGACGACAACCUCGAGACGAUCCAGGCGCUCCUUCCCAAGGUCCUCCAGCUAAGGCCGCGCAUCCAAGCCCUUUCCGAUGAGGAGGAUGUCGAAGGAUUCAAGGCCAUUACCCGAGUUUUCGCUGAUGCCGGUGACUCCUGGGUCUUGCUUUGUGCGCGUGAGCCACAACACUUCCGCCCGUUGGUCGAUGCUCUGCUGGAGUGCUGUGCGAGGGACAAGGAAAGAGACGCCAUUCACUACACAUUUAGCUUCUGGUAUGAGUUGAAGCAAUACGUCACCCUGGACCAUUACAUUCACGCUAGGGUACAGCUCUUGGACGUCUACUCUAAGCUCGUCGACAUCCUUCUCAAGCAGCUUGAGUACCCCGAAUCCGACGACCCCAACGAGUUCGACCUAUUCGAUGGAGAUCGCGAACAGGAAGAAAAGUUCCGUGAGUUCCGUCAUCAUAUGGGCGACACCAUGAAGGAUGCCUGCCAGGUGAUGGGUACUACGGAAUGUCUUACAAAGGUGCAUGAGGCGAUCAAGAUUUGGAGGGAGAAGUUUGGCGGCCAGGCAACAGAGUCAGCAGUACCGCAUUGGCAGUCACUUGAGGCGCCGCUCUUUGCCCUGCGAGCUCUGGGUCGCCUGGUGGACAAGGAAGAAAAUAUCGUCCUGCCGGAGAUUAUGCCGUUGUUGGUCCAGAUUCCUAUCAACAACGAAAAGUUGCGCUUCGCGGCCAUCAUGGUGUUUGGUCGUUAUACCGAAUGGACAUCGGCCCACCCCGACUACCUCCAACCCCAGCUCUCCUACGUUUUGGCGUCUUUCCAGACAUCCUCGCAGGAGAUUCUGCGCGCUGCUGCCCAGUCGUUCAAGUACUUCUGCGUAGACUGCAAGCAUCUGUUGGGUCCCCAGGCCAUCGAGCUGCAAGGCUUCUAUAACUCCAUCCUCGAUACACUCAGCGACCAUAGCAAGGAAGAUCUGACUGAGGGUGUAGCGACCGUCAUUAGUGUGCAAAAGACGGAGGAUAUAUAUAGCCUUCUUAAGCUUUAUUGCGAUCCUCUAGUCCAGCGCCUGAUGACCAAGGCCAACAACGCCACCGAUGACACCUCCAAGUUGGAGCUCGCGGAUCACAUCAACCUCCUUACCAUCUAUGUCCAGAACGUCGUGCCGUACUGGCCAAGCAACUCGGAUAACCCGGCUGUCCGGUACUGGCAAGAAGUGUUCCCUAUCUUGGCGACUAUCCUGGACAAUUUUAUCGACUUCGUCCCGAUUUGCGAGCGGAUUUGCAGAUGCUGGCGCUUCAUGGUUAUCUCCUACAGGACUGCCAUUACGCCCCUCCUCGGGCCAUUGGCUAACAAGCUGGCAGAGGGCUUCGCGAAGUCUAAGCAGGGCUGCUUCUUGUGGGCGUCGAGCGCUAUCCUGCGCGAGUUCUCAGAAGACCGGGAGCAUGUCGAGGAUGGCAUCGUUGAUAGCAUUUACGGCUUCUUCGAGGCUCAAGCGACCAAUGUCCUCCGUAUGAUGAGUGACAUUGCUCCCAUCGAUCUACCCGACGUGAUUGAGGACUUUUACCGUCUUCUCAUUGACGCCCUUCUUUACUACCCUCAGAGGCUGAUCCCUUCGGCCCUCUUUACCCCUAUCUUCCAGGCUGCCAUCUCGGCCUUGUCGCUGGAGAAGCAGGAGCCAGUGUCGGCUGCCCUUCAUUAUCUCCGUGAUCUUCUCACCUACGGCGGCGACAACCCUGCCUCGUCGAACCAGCAAUUUGGCGCAGUCGGCCCUCAUCUUCGCCAGCAUGUCAAGGAGCUCUUGCUCAACCAGGGUGAGGCGCUCAUCAAGCAGACUUUGGCGGGCAUGAUGAUCACAUUUCCUCGCGACUGCUUUGGUGACGGCAGUGGUGUUCUGCUGGGCAUGUUCGAGAUUCUCCCCGCCGAGACGUCCACCUGGGUUGACCGCACAAUCAGGAUGCUGCCGGCUGGUACCAUUACGGAUGCGGAAGCCAACAAGCUCAUGGCCAAGAUCAACGAGAAGCUGCAGGGAGGCGAUCGUUCGAACUUGAGACACGUCAGGACUCUGCUCCAAGAUUUCACGAACACGUACCGUCGCAGGUAUAUCGCGCCUAGAGAUGGUCUCGGCAUGUUGACGGCGGCAAGAUUCCACUUUGAGGGUUAA